UGAGCCCUGUGUUUGCUAUCGUGCACCGGGUCACCCCCCGCUGUUCAUCCAGUGCGCCCAAAACCAAAACCUUUCCUCGUGUUCCUCGUUAGACCGCCCUCGUGCUCUCUCGUGCUCUCUCGUCUCUCGCCUCCGCCGGAAAAUUAGGGUUCUUGGAGGCGAUCACUGUUGAAAUUUCGUCCAAAGUUGGCACCUUUUUUGGUUUCUCUUUCGAUCCAUUCCCCCGCCAUCUUGUUGGCGCCUGAAUGCCUGGCGCUGUGAUCUGGCAGAUUUAUAGGAGAUGAACCCUCAGGUCUAUAUUCAGUGUCCAUCAGCCCUUUUCAGUUGCAAGAACUGUUGGCCACUAUCUUUCUGAGUUUAUUCCGAGGGGAACCUCUCAUUUUACAACUUUAUUGGGUAUGGAUGUUAUUCAGAUUGACUCUUCAGAUAGUGAUGAUGAUUUUGGUGGCUAUGGAAGAGGGGAAUCGAGUUAUGUAUCUCAGGAAGGGUUUUCUCAUGUUCCACGACUCAAUGACCAUGUUGAAAUUAGUUUGUGGAAUGAGCAGGAACCAGAUGGAACUUAUUCUGACAAGUGGGGUGUUGAUACGCGAGAUCCAUCACAGAAUAAACAGAGGAUUCUUCCCUCUUCCUUUCAGCCACUGGUGUCUAAGAAUUUACCAAGGUAUUCAAAUUCUCAUGAAGGAACUUCGUAUGUUCCACAGAAUGAGGUACCCCGAAAUAAUGGGUCUAAUAGAUCUCCUAUGGUCGAAGAUAUCACUGAUAAUAGACAUGGGAUUCAUUCUGAGCAGCAAUUGAACGUUGGAAAGAGAACUCUGCCAAAUUCACUUCAGCCAACCAGACCCAGACCUGCACUUGAAGUUUCACAUAGUUCCAUGGGAACUAAUGUGGUUGGUCAUAAGCCGUAUGUUGAUGAUGGCCGGACAAUUGAUGACUUUCACAUGCGCGAAAGCAAUGGCAAACACAGGCAUUUACCCCCUUCAAUUAUAAAUGGUGCAAAUUCAGCGAAUGGCUCAUCCAUGCUAUCACAUUCAUCAUUUAGGAAUGAAAAAUUUCUUCCUAAUUCUAUGCCAAAAUCUAUGAAGGAGAUCAGAGAUGAUAAUUAUAUUCAAGAAAAUGUUGGUACAUCCAGGAUCCUGCCUUCAUCCUUUAUGUAUGGCAAACCUGGUAGCAGUUCUCAGUUGGUGAAUUCUUCUGAUGUUGUAAACCGCAUACCUCUAGGAGAAGAAAGGCGCAUUGAACAUGAUGAAAGAAUUAUAUACCAAGAGGCACUGCAGAACCUUAAUCAGCCAAAAAUGGAAGAUGAUCUACCUGAAGGUCUUCUUACUGUUUCUCUUUUGAAGCACCAGAAAAUUGCUUUAGCAUGGAUGGUUCAGAAGGAGAAGAGUGUUCUCUGUGCAGGUGGAAUUCUUGCAGAUGAUCAGGGUCUUGGUAAGACUAUAUCAAUGAUUGCUCUUGUACAAAAGCAGAUGAGUCUGCAGGCCAAAUUCACAUCUGAUGAUUCAAACAACAUGAAGUCUGAAGCCUUAAAUUUAGAUGAGGAUGACGAUAGCACUAUUGAACUAGAUAAAGGAAAGGAUAUAGAAAAAGAUGAUAAUAAGAAGCCUGUGGCUGAUGUUUCAACCUCCCGCAACUGGAGGCCAGCAGGAGGCACAUUGGUUGUUUGCCCAGCUAGUGUUCUGCGACAGUGGGCUCGCGAACUUGAUGAAAAAGUUACGAGUGAUGCAAAGCUUUCUGUCUUAAUCUAUCAUGGAGGUGCAAGGACCAAAAAUCCUUGUGAGUUAGCAAAGCAUAAUGUUGUUCUCACAACAUAUUCAAUUGUUACUAACGAAGUUCCAAAACAACCUCUGGUUGAUGAUGAUGAUGGAGAUCUAAAGAAUCUUGAAAAAGCUGAAAUAUCUCAAGAAUUCUCCAACAAAAAAAGGAAACAACCAUCAAACACAGGAAGCAAGUCAAAGAAGAAAGGGAAAGGAGGAAAAAACUCCAAUUUGGAUUAUGACAGUGGCCCACUUGCUAGAGUUCGAUGGUUUAGAGUGAUACUAGAUGAAGCUCAAACUAUUAAGAAUCAUAGAACUCAAGUGUCUAGAGCUUGUUGUGGUCUUCGAGCCAAAAGAAGGUGGUGCUUGUCAGGAACACCUAUACAAAACUCCAUUGAUGAUUUAUAUAGCUACUUCAAAUUCUUGAAGUAUGACCCUUACGCUGUCUACAGUUCUUUCUGUUCUUCUAUAAAAUACCCCAUAUCUCGAAAUGCAAGUCAUGGGUAUAAGAAGCUUCAAGCUGUCCUCAGAACUGUAUUAUUGCGACGGACGAAAGGGACAAUUCUCAAUGGGGAGCCUAUUGUGAAACUACCACCCAAAACAGUAUGUUUGAAGAAGGUAGACUUCUCUUCUGAGGAACGGGCUUUUUAUUUGAGGUUGGAAGCAGAUUCGAGGAAACAGUUCAAGGCAUAUGCUGCUGCAGGCACAGUGAAGCAAAAUUAUGCAAAUAUUUUGUUUAUGCUCUUGCGUCUACGGCAGGCUUGUGAUCAUCCAAUUCUAGUGAAGGGUUUUCAGUCAAAUGCUGUUGGUAAGGAUUCUAUAGAUAUAGCAAGGCAGCUUCCAAGGGAGAUGCAGAUCAAUUUAUUAGCUCAUUUGGAAGGUUCAUUGGCAAUAUGUGGAGUAUGCAGUGAUCCUCCUGAAGAUGGCAUUGUGACAAUGUGUGGUCAUGUCUUCUGCUAUCAAUGCAUAGCUGACCGUUUGACAGGAGACGAUAAUUUUUGUCCUGCACCUGGCUGCAAAGACAUGCUCGGUUCUGAUUUAGUUUUCUCCCGUGAAACUCUAAAAAGCUGUAUUUCGGGUGAACUGACUGGCAGCACAUCAGCAAGUAAUACUCAUGAUGAUGAAUCAUCAAUCACACAAAGUAGUUUCAUUUCUUCUAAAAUCAGGGCUGCACUUGAAAUCCUUAAUUCAAUCUCAAAUCCGUAUUCCAAGUUUGCAUCUGAAGAAAAUGAUUUCUUUCCGGGACAUCUGUGUUCUAACACAGAGCCUCCGGUGAAAGCAAUCGUUUUCUCUCAAUGGACCCGCAUGUUGGACUUGUUGGAGAUGUCAUUAAAUCAAUCCCUUAUACAGUAUAGGAGGCUAGACGGAACAAUGUCCCUUCUUGCAAGAGACAGGGCUGUGAAGGAAUUCAAUACUGAUCCAGAGGUUACCGUUAUGAUCAUGUCACUGAAAGCAGGAAAUCUUGGUCUUAACAUGGUUGCUGCAUCUCAUGUUAUUCUUCUUGAUCUUUGGUGGAAUCCAACUACUGAAGAUCAAGCUGUUGAUCGGGCGCAUCGUAUUGGGCAGACGCGCCCUGUGACUGUUUCUCGGUUAACUAUCAAGGAUACCGUCGAAGACCGAAUAUUAGCUCUUCAGGAGGAGAAAAGGAACAUGGUUUCAUCGGCUUUUGGAGAAGACCAUUCCGGUGGCCAUGCUACCCGGUUGACGGUGGAUGAUCUGCGAUACCUUUUUAUGGUCUGAGCGGAUUAUAAAAUCAAUUAUAGCACCAUUUUUUUCCUCUUCUUUUUUGGUGAUGUCAAUCUGCUGGAUUUUUGGUUCUCGAAGCGGGUAUUUUGUAUAGCUUGGGGCAAUGGCAAUGAAACCUUGUGGGUUGAGAUGAUGUCCCAUGCUACUAACAAAAUUAGGGUUCAUCAUUUGUAUAUUAUAGAUAGUUAACCCUUUGUAAUUUUAUUGUAUAUAUUUCAUAAUGUAUUUCCUAGUUAACAACAUCCGGAAAAUGAAAUUCUUGGCAAAUUUUAUGAUCUGAAAUGCAGCUCUGAAUUUGGUUUAUUCA
This is a messenger RNA of Dioscorea cayenensis subsp. rotundata (Guinea yam), 3807 nucleotides long. Its product is annotated as helicase-like transcription factor CHR28. Bases 399 to 3494 code for a protein of 1031 amino acids. Lineage: Eukaryota; Viridiplantae; Streptophyta; Magnoliopsida; Dioscoreales; Dioscoreaceae. The record is from RefSeq and is a predicted model, not a curated record. Gene Ontology annotation, molecular function: ATP-dependent chromatin remodeler activity; ATP binding. The transcript has 13 exons.